Messenger RNA from Penicillium salamii, 1776 nucleotides. Lineage: Eukaryota; Fungi; Ascomycota; Eurotiomycetes; Eurotiales; Aspergillaceae. The record is from the annotation of a GenBank genome assembly.
AUGGCUGAAGAUAAGCCUGUCGAGACUGAGCGCGCCGAGCAGCCUACUGAAGAGGUGACUGCCGAGAAGCCGGAAACUGAAUCGACCGACAAGCCUGAAGCUCAGGCCGAAGAGCCCGCUUCUGACAAGCCAGAGGCAAAGGCUGAGGUCCCGGCCGAUGGCGAUGCUGCCGAAGCUACCCCCGCCGAUGCGGAGGCUGCGCCUGCCACGGCAGAGGUCAACGGAACCCCUGCUUCCGCUAAGAAGUCCUCCAAGAACCGCCGCGUCUCUACCGGGACCCCCAAGCUGAACCGGAAGAAGUCCCAGAGUCGCAUUACCCACCUGGACGCGAAGCCGGGCCAAUAUUACCUGGCGCGGUUGCGCAGCUAUGCGCCCUGGCCCGCGAUCAUCUGCGACGAUGACAUUCUCCCUGAGACCUUCCUCGAGAGUCGUCCUGUGACUGCCAUGCAAAAGGAUGGCUCCUACAAGGGCGAGUACGCCGAUGGUGGUCGCCGCACCCACGAGCGCACUUUCCCCGUGAUGUUCCUUCAGACCAAUGAAUUCGCGUGGAUUCCUAAUAUGAGUCUGUCCCCCCUGGACCCUGCGGAGUGCAAAGACAUCUCUGAAAAGAACAAAUCUAAGGGCCUGGUUACUGCCUACAAGAUCGCAUCUGAAGGACACGAUCUCGAUUACUUCAAGAAGGUCCUGAGCGACCACCAGGAGGCCAUUGAGCAGGAAUUGGCCGAGGCCGAGGCCUUGGACGCUGAGAAGGAGGCCGAAAAGGAGGCCGCCAAGGUUGCUAAGGAGACCAAGAAGGGCAAGCGCAAGUCCAAGGCGGCCGACACCGAUGUCGAAAUGGAAGAUGCCGAUGAUUCCAAAAAGGCCAAGCCCGCCUCUAAGAAGCGCAAGAAGGACGCCGAUACCGAUGCCGAGGCUGAAAAGCCCGCCAAGACCCCCAAGAGCAACACGAAGCUGAAGUUGACCACCCCCAAGGCACCCGCAGAGGAAAAGAAGACCCCAGUCAGUAAACGAAAGGCCCCCACCAAGCGAGGCAAGGCUGCCGCAGCCCCCAGCGACGACGAUUCGAGCGCCGAUCCCAAGGAAUCCGAGAAGCCCGUUGACCCGGAGGACCUCAAGAAGAAGAAGGAGAAAGAGAGUAUGCUUGCCCCUGGAUCCAGCCCCCCAAUCCACGAACCCCCGGAUGAUGCGGAUCACUUAUACCUUUCAGUUCUAUUCCUCCGCCACAAGCUCCAGAAGGGCUUUAUUUCCCGCGAAACUCCCCCAGCGGAAGAUGAAAUGGCUAGCAUGGCCACUUACUUUGAUAAGCUCGAGAAGCACGCCGAUCUGGAAGUCUCCAUCAUCCGGUCCACCAAGAUUAACAAGGUCCUCAAGAUGAUUGUGAAGCUGAACACGAUUCCCCGUGACGAAGAGUUCAACAUUCGCUCCCGUGCCAUGAACAUCUUGUCCAGCUGGAAGAACGUUCUGGAUGCCGAUACCCCCGGACCUGCUGACAAGAGUGACAAGCCCCCUGCUAAUGGAUCCAAGGAGGAUGAAGGUGCCGAGACCCCCAAGUUAGAGACCGAGGAAGAAAAGGAGGCCGAGUCCAAGUCUGCCAAGGACAUCGACUCACCAAUGCCUGACGCCGAUGCUGAGAAGGCCCCAGAGCCCGAGAAGGAGGCUGAGGGUGAGAAGCCUGAGCAAUCGACAGAGACUACCGAAAAGCCCACCGAGUCCGAGGAGAAGACCGAGAAGCCGGCUGAAGAGCCGACUGAAGAGAAGGCCGAGGCUACCGCUUAA